CCCCCAAUUGCAUAAACCCUAAAAAGAGACCGUAGCAACCAACAACGAAGAAACGAAGAAAAAAGCAAAGAUGAGACCUUUGGACGAGACAGAAAUGAGUGCAGUGAUGGAAAAGCUAUACAAAUUCGUCGGAAACAACCUCAAAAACCUAAUUGAAAAUCCCUCACACGAAGGACCAGAUUCAAUUCCUGGUCGCUACUGUUUCCGUAUGAACAAGAACAAAAUCUACUACUGUAGUGAAUCUCUCGUUAAACGAGCCACCAAUAUUGCUAGACCUAACCUUGUUUCACUCGGAACCUGUAUCGGAAAAUACACUCACGGUGGAAACUUCCAUCUGACAGUUCAAGCAUUGAAUUUGCUAGCUGCAAAUGCAAAACAUAAGGUAUGGCUUAAACCACAAUCUGAGAUGUCGUUUUUGUAUGGUAAUCAUGUGUUGAAGAGUGCAUUGGGUAGGAUUACUGAAACCAUUGCUGCUGGUGAUGGGGUUGUUGUUUUUUCUAUGUCUGAUGUGCCUUUGGGUUUUGGGAUAGCUGCUAAGUCUACACAGGAUUGUAGGAAGUUGGAUCCUAAUGGGAUUGUGGUGUUGCAUCAGGGUGAUAUAGGUGAGUAUUUGAGGAUGGAGGAUGAGCUUUGAAAUGGUUUAAAGUUUGGGUUUUUAUGAAUUUUGAUUUGUGGGUUAUUGUUGUAUUGGUAGAUCUUUCUCUUUAUGUAAGUGGGUCUUAUGUUCUUAACAUGGAUCAUUGUAAAAUUGAUUCUCAGUUAUUUUGGAAUGUUAUGAAGUUUUGUUUUAAUUUUAAGUAUUAUAAUGACUAUGGUUAUUAUAUUUUCACUCA
Trifolium pratense (red clover) is the source of this 833-nucleotide messenger RNA. Its product is annotated as 60S ribosome subunit biogenesis protein NIP7 homolog. NCBI's taxonomy places the organism in Eukaryota, Viridiplantae, Streptophyta, Magnoliopsida, Fabales, Fabaceae. Gene Ontology annotation, molecular function: RNA binding. The coding region runs from base 71 to 634 and encodes 187 amino acids. Gene Ontology annotation, biological process: ribosome assembly; ribosomal large subunit biogenesis. The transcript has a single exon. Gene Ontology annotation, cellular component: nucleus; preribosome, large subunit precursor; nucleolus. The record is from RefSeq and is a predicted model, not a curated record.